AUGUCAGCGGAUUCGCAAGCGGCCGUGGAGGUGGAGACGCGUGGUGCUGCUGGUGCUGACGAAGCGUUGAACAAAAAUACUGAUUCUCCUAUCCAGCAAAGCCCGCCGUCGCUCGCCAAAUUCAUCCUUAACGCCUUGUUCACAGCCUGUCUCAACAUGGCCGAUUUUUUCUCUGAUUGGUACGUGGUCCUGCAGUACGGCUGCAUCAUUGAUUCUGUUGUGAGCACGGGCUGCGGCGAAGCGGAGGAGCUUCAGGGCUGCCAGGCCCACCCGUGGUGGUUUGGCAUUGGCCUCUUCCUGCUUAUCGGCUCCGAUCUGGCUCAAAGCUAUUUGUGGACCUUUGGGGCAUUUAGCCUGAUGGAAAGAGAAUGGUUUCCUUUUAUCAGGCGACAUUGCGGAUUUUACUACGCCGUACCUGCCAUUGGCCUGCUUCUCUUCAUUUUGUUCGUACUGGCACUAGCCCAGGUUCAUUAUCUCCUCGACAUCGCAGUGGUGUGCCACCUCGGCAUCCCCAAGAUGGAGGAUGAUCAAUUCUUUGCUAGAGGCCGGCAGAACCGAGAGAUAGCAGCCAAAUUGCUAGAAAGUGCUCCACAGCUUUAUCUUCAGGCAUACAUCCUUUUUGCUGUCGGCUCUCACGGGGAUCCCGUGAAAAUCCUUUCAGUCAUCAUCUCUGUUUUGUCCCUCAGCCGUGGCAUCAUGGAGACACUUAAGAAAGAGAUGGGGCUUGCUGUGGCAAGCCCCAUCUACUCAGUGGUGACUGGCUUAUGGCUGGCAUCCGACCAGGCCUUGAGAGCUGCUGGGUUUGCUUUGGUGCUUUCUCAUUCCGCGCGCCCCUACGGCAUCGCAGUGAUUGCUUCGAGCUCUUUGGCGACCUGCGUGUGGGUGGUUGCAGCUGAAGCCAGAGACCGCCUGGAUUUGAGCAUCAUAGUUGGCGUGGUGUGUUUCUAUCCCUGGAGUUUUUUUAUGAUCUACCUCGUCCCUGCCUACUUCACAAUAAACCACAACUUCUGGUCCAUGGUGGCUUGGCCUUGUUUGAUCAUCCGCUGGCUGGAAUCGGCGAUCUUUGCGCUUGUGGCAUUUCUCGUCGCGAGAACCAGUUGCGGCCAUGUGCCCACAUCGGAAGUAGCCGGAAUCUUCGGCCUGCUGCUUCUCAACAUUUGUAUCUACACCAUCCGCCAUUUCUGCUUCGACCGGGAGACUGGCAAACUCCGGGAGUUUCGCAAAGGCGACUUGCAACAGGAUAGCGGCGCAACAGACGUCGAUGUGAGACCAUCAAAGAUGCUGCAGGCAGAGCCAGAGGCUUCUUUCACCGGCUCAGCCUUGCAAGUGGCCAAUGUCGAGCUGAUGGACAGCUCAUGCAAGCUCAGAGGCCUGUGA
Symbiodinium sp. CCMP2592 is the source of this 1377-nucleotide messenger RNA. The record is from the annotation of a GenBank genome assembly. NCBI's taxonomy places the organism in Eukaryota, Dinophyceae, Suessiales, Symbiodiniaceae.